This is a messenger RNA of Planococcus citri (citrus mealybug), 2097 nucleotides long. Its product is annotated as putative glutathione-specific gamma-glutamylcyclotransferase 2. The transcript has 5 exons. Gene Ontology annotation, molecular function: glutathione specific gamma-glutamylcyclotransferase activity; gamma-glutamylcyclotransferase activity. The record is from RefSeq and is a predicted model, not a curated record. Gene Ontology annotation, biological process: glutathione catabolic process. Gene Ontology annotation, cellular component: cytoplasm. NCBI's taxonomy places the organism in Eukaryota, Metazoa, Arthropoda, Insecta, Hemiptera, Pseudococcidae. The coding region runs from base 328 to 1239 and encodes 303 amino acids.
GCUGUUUUUUUUUGUAUUCGUUCGAAAAUGCUACUCGUGUUAAUUCGAAAUAACCAAAUUAUUAUAAAUUCGUUUUGAAACUGAUACGGUUUGUGAUUUACAGUAGUCGUAGAGAUAAGCUCGUCGAGUAAUAUUAUUUCACUUUUUCUGUCUGCUUUAUAUUUAUCGCAUAGAAGUUGUAGUAAAAGUUGUUAAACUACCAUAUGUUUCGUGCCCAGUGUAUUUAAAAUUUACUCAGAACUCGGUAUUUAUCUAAUUUUCAAAAAAACAUUUUUCCCAGUCGUAGGUAUUGUUACCUAAUACUUUUGUUUGCUGAAAUUUAUCAUCAUGUUGGCUGCAAUCAGUAGUUUUGCGAGUGUCGCGUUCGAAUAUGAAAAUAACCGAUGCGAUGUGGAAGAAAACGUUAAAUGCAGGUCAGUAUUCGGAUUCGGAGUAGAUAUCAUGUCAUCGCCUUCGUCAUCGUCCUCGUCUUCGUCCUCUCCAACGAAAACUGAAGCUGAAGCACUUGUUGAUUCAUCAGCUGUUUGGGUAUUCGGAUACGGAUCGUUAUGCUGGAAUCCUGGCUUCACUUUUCAACAAUCUAUGAUCGGUUACGUUAAAGGAUUCUCGCGCAAGUUUUGGCAAGGAAGUACUUCGCAUAGAGGCACCGUGACGCAGCCGGGAAGAGUGGCGACGUUAAUCGAAGACGAUAAGGCUUUGGUAUGGGGCAGAGCGUUCUUGGUAACCGAAGACUCGGCAGCUUAUCAUUAUUUACAAAAACGAGAAUGCUCGAAUGGCGGAUACCUGCAAGAAAUCGUGUCUUUCUACCCGAACGGCGACGAGUCGAGUACGCCAAUCGAAGCUGUGACUUUUAUUGCCUAUUCCGAUAAUCACCUAUGGCUCGGUGAUGCGCCCCUAAUGGACAUAUCGUGGCAAAUAGUGAACUCGAAAGGUAUGGCCGGAUACAACGCCGAAUACGUUUUGAAGUUGGCCGAUUUCAUGAGACGUAACGUGCCCCAAGAAACCGAUGUCGAAUUGUUCACCUUAGAGGUGCUAAUUCUCGAUCGAAUACAAAAACAAAAGCUCUGCUUGACUGAAAUGAUGAACGGUGGAUGUGCAGCGAGCGCCGAACUCGAAGCUCGUAUCGAGGCGGCUGAAUCGUCGUCAUCAUCAUCGCAACCUCAUCCGAGAACAGCCCCUGCAUCGAACGAAUUCGCCAACCGAGUACCCGAUAAGAAAUUACGAUGUGUGAAUAUAUGACGUAGACGAGCUGUCUUACGAUGUGAUACGGUAUACAAUUUUGUUGUUAAUUUAAACCUGAUAUGCGGAUCAAUUAAUACCAUUCAUUUAAACACCGAUAAAAGGUAAUUAGCCGGGAUCAUAUGAUUUUCUCGACGUCUUUUCAUUUUGUACCUAUCAACCUAUCCCUAUCCUCCUCCACCAACCUAUUUUCAGGUAUUGUCAGUUCACCGAUAAUCGAUAUUGAUUCUUACGUUAUAUGCCAAUUUCGAAGAAAUUCACGAUAUCAUUUUUUUUGUAAUGAAGUAAUGUAAUGAAAAUAACACUAUUAUUCUUGGUAAGGUGCACCGAGAAUGAUGUUGUGAUAAAUUUUUUAUUACUUUGAUAUUUUUAAAUCGACGAUGUCAUAUUUUUUUUUUGGAAUUUUUAAACUUAGUUAUAGGAUUUAGGCUGUGAAUGUUUUGAUUUGUACGUAUGUUUUAAGAGAUUUUGUUUUGUUCUAUUGUUUUGUUUCUUCGAGUUUUUUUUUUACAGUGAAAUUUCGACCAUUGAUGAUAAGUUUUGUUGAAUUUUACUCCGGGAUUUUUUUUAAAAAACAAAGUCAUUCAUUUUCAAAAUUAUAUUUUUGUUUGUUUGGUUUGAUUGAUUUUGGAAGAGACAACUCGUUUUCAAGAGCUAAAUAUCCUAUAAUUUGUUGUCAUUUUUUUUACGAUCAUUGCAUACCUACCUAUUUAUUAUAAUAAUUAUACCAACGAGUUUCACAAUAAUUUUUUUUAUAGGCGACAAUUUUUUUGUUCGAUGCAUUUAUCAUUGUAGAUGUUGUUUUUUUUGUAAGGAUUCAUAAUACGUAUUUAUUAAAUGAUUUUUCGUUAUAAUUUA